GACAGCCUCUCACACAUCAUCUCUAUAGCCUCACCAACUGGGAAACUAACUCACCUGCAAUCCUCCAACCAAAUAACCCCCAACGUUUUAACUAUUGCCAUCUGACAUGGAGACCCAGCAAAGAAACGGCCACCACUCACUUUGCCACACCUGCCGGAGAACGGAGAACAGCAGAAUGAAGGUCAAGAAGAUGUCUUCGUCCAGUCGUGCGCUGCUGUUUGCACUGGCCCUGACGCUCUACGUUGUGGAAAUGGCCUCGGCAGAGACGCUGUGUGGGGGAGAGCUGGUGGAUGCGCUGCAGUUCGUCUGUGAAGACAGAGGCUUCUAUUUCAGUACGUUUCACAGUAGGCCCAGCAGGGGUAACAACCGGCGCACCCAGAACCGUGGGAUAGUAGAGGAGUGUUGUUUCCGUAGCUGUGACCUCAACCUGCUGGAGCAGUACUGUGCCAAACCCGGCAAGUCAGAAAGGGACGUGUCGGCCACCUCUCUACAGGUCAUACCCGUACCACUAAAACAGGAAGUCCCAAGGAAGCAGCAUGUGACCGUGAAGUAUUCCAAAUACGAGGUGUGGCAGAGGAAGGCGGCCCAGAGGCUCCGGAGGGGUGUCCCCGCCAUCCUGAGGGCCAAAAAGUUUCGGAGGCAGGCGGAGAAGAUCAAAGCCCAGGAGCAAGCAAUCUUCCACAGGCCCCUGAUCAGCCUGCCUAGCAAACUGCCUCCUGUCUUGCUCGCCACGGACAACUAUGUCAACCACAAAUGAGCCCGCUGCCAGCCCUUUGCACAGACAAGAGUUUGGAGGGAGAAAAAAAGACUAGGGGAUUAUAGCUUUGUCUCUGACGUCAUUUCUGUGGCAGUCCACUCUGACCUCCCCUGCCCUGUCCGAGCCCACCAAUCCCUCCCCCUGCUCUCAUCCACUACUUCUUGACCCCCUGCCCCCUUCCUAAUGCCCCCCCAUCCCCACCCAUCCACCCUCCUCUGGCACACAAACAUGCCUUCACAUUCAUCCUGUCUGAACUCUUUCGCUCCCUCUCUCUUUCAGUCACUGACACAAAAGGCACAAACACAAAUGAUGAACAAAAAGUUAACAAUUCGGCUGAAUGCAAUUCAGGUGGAUCCUUAAGCAAAAGAGAAAAGGGAAGAGAGAGAAGAAGAUGAAAGAGAUCUGUGGUUUGCAAGUGUCAAGAGGACACCCAGCGGAAUGUUUUUUUUGUUUUUUUUGUCCUUGUGGAAGACAACUGAAAGUGAAGAGCAGCUUGCAUGAAAGAAUCCAUUCCACAUCAUUUUUCCUGAGGCAAAAAGAAAAUCUCUGUUAGUUAUUUUUCUUAUUAGUUUGCACCUCUACCUAUAAAGGGACUUCCACACUGUAAGGAAUUAUUUUGUAAAAUUAGAUUCCUGUUCCAGCACCUUUUGAUCACAAACAAAAAGCAGAAAAGAGUCUGCAAAUUGCACAUUGCCACGGAUUACGUCAAAGUAAAGAAAAAAAUGGCACUAUUUUUUUAUGAACAAUGAACGUGUAGCUUAAAAAAAUGUCAUGGUGCUAGCUUUGAGAAUGGACUCAAAGAAGAGGUUGAAAAGCACGUUUUUUUUCUUUGAAUGAAUAUUAAAACUUUCCGUUUUAAGGAAAGUGUGACUUUUUUAAAUAAAAAAAAGGAAAAUAAAGGAUAUGGGGGAGCUCCUGGCAGUGGCAAUGUCAAGGGGGAAGUGUCACUGAGAAAAGAUACGGGCUGUGUUGGCAUCUUGACUCACAGCGAGUACUAGCGGCUGCUCAUCACUAGCUUGCCAGCAUAAGCGGCAAGGGGGACCUGAGACCCAGUCCCUGUUCCUCCUGUCUCUCUGAGGCUGCCGGACACAGGGAGCAGUGUGGGGACAUAUAUGGGACACCGUGGACUGCCUGGAUUUGGACAGUACUACAGUUCUGGGACAGUACUUCCUGUUUGCCAUGGCUUUGCAGACUGCUCUGACAGGAAGUAACAUGGCAUGGACAAAGAGCGAGUGGGAUAAUGAUGAUUAUAUUUUAUUUUGUCUUUUUUUUCCUGUUUUCUUUUCAUAUCAAUGUUUCAAUGAAAAAAAGGAAAACCCCGUCAGUUUCUGGUACCGUGACAUUCCUGUUUUUCCAAGUUAGGCAUUUUUUUUGUUUCCAUGGUUAUUGUUAUGAUGUUAUUUUACAGUUCUAAAGAAAGGCACAAAAAUUUCGAUUCAAAGGGAAAAAAACAGCAAUAAUGUCAACUAACAUUUUAUUUUUAUUGUAUAUCAGUAGUAUUCACAUGCUUUUGCCUGAAAACAAAUACUUGAAGAUACAUAUAUGUGUGUAUAUAUAUGUAUGUAUAUAUAUAUAUGUACAUCAAUGUGUGUGUAUGUAUAUAUAUAUAUAUAUAUAUAUAUAUAUAUAUAUAUAUAUAUAUAUAUAUAUAUAUGUAUAUAUAUAUAUGUGUGUAUAUAUGUAUAUAUAUACAUAUAUAUAUAUAUAUAUACAUAUAUAUACAUAUAUAUUAAAUAAAUAUAGAUAUAUAAUUAGUUUCCAGGGACGUUGUGUUAUUUUCCUUUAGUCUGAGCUGUAUCUUGCGUAAUGAGCCGCCAAGCUUUUUUGUUUGUUUGUUGAAAUACAAAUAAGGGCACUGUAUAAAGGCAUUAUUUAUUUUGUUAUAAAAUAUAUUUGAAAAAUUGGUCCAAAUAAUAUACGUAGCACUGAUGCUCAACUGACGGAUUUAUUUUGUAUGAUCUCUGUUUUCCAAUUGGAGUUGUAAGGCUUUUUUGUAGAUGCUUUGUACCAAAAAUAAUGUCUUUUUUUCCUUUUUCGUUUGCCAUAGUAACUUUAAAUUAAUAUUUUAACAUCAGCAUAGCCUGGAUGCUUAGGCAUGUUAUGUCACAGAAAUAGGCACAUAUUCUGAAUACGUUGGUCUGCAUGGAUUUCCAGAAACCUGUCAGGGUUAUCUGCGAAACGGGAAGCAUCAAUGAGUGACUCUAUUAUUGGAAAAAUAACUGUUCAAUAUUGAUUGUACUCAACCCACUAUGUUUUGAAGCCACUUUAGUAUUGAUGGCGGAGGGAAUGAUGAGUCCUUCAUUAAAUCAUGUCUUUGUAAUUGUGCAUGGUGUCCUAUGAUCUUCUAAGGAGCAUCUUGCCUAUGUGCCAGUGCCACUGAUGUUUUUGCGUGUUGAUUGGGUCAUGAGGCCAGAAAUGUCCGCUCAGUUGUAGAUUUAGGGCUUCGCUUACAUUUGACUGACAGAUGUAAUUGUGUCGUUGCCCUAAUUGGAGGUAAUACUGUCACUAUGACACUAGUAACAUCAAAGGUCACCUAACGGUCAUUGUCUAUAGUGGAGAGCUUAUCAUCAAAACCUCACUGUUGUCUCUCUGUCUCUCCAUCUUUCUCUAUCUCUCUCUCUGUUUAUCUAUGUUUUUCUUCCAUGUCUUUGUUUGUAAAAGACAAUGCCUCUGAUCUUAUGCAUUAACAGUAUGUAUCUGUAUUUGCAUGGAGGAGAGGGGAGGAGGCAGGGUUGUUAAACUGCAGUUCACCCCUCACCAUCUAUCAUCCAAUCAUCCAUCCAUUAUGCAUUUGAUGAAGGGCUAUCAGGCUGAACCAUUUCUGAAGCAGUCAAAGCACUCAGGAAAAAAAAAAAACAAUCUACACUCUCCAUGGGAGAAGUGGAGUAGUUGCUGAGUGUAAGGGAUAAUCUUGUUGUGGAAGGGCAGCUGAGGUUGUUAACCAUACCUGGCCUCAAUGAUACAGUUCUUUGUGACAAACCACUGAAGCCCAUGUCAGAAGCAAGGUCAUUCUGUGCCACAUUAUAGUUUCCUCCUCUACUGUGUCAUGCAUCACCCCAUGAAAUGGAGACUUAAUGGAUACUUGCCAUUCUGUGGUGAAGAGUCACGCCAAUACUUAAUAUCUUCUUUCUGUCAGAGAGAUCUCAAUUAUCAAGGCUGUGUCCUGUCUCUAAUUAUAUUCUACUUCAGUUGUGCAACGAAGCAGGCAGUGCAAUUAUAUUAUUAUUAUUAUUAUUAUUGAUAAUAUUAUUAUUAUAUUUUCUAUUUUAUUCUAUAUUUUCCUGCUAGGACUGCAUUCAUUCACUAUUGUAAUGUUCAAACAGGCUACUCUAGUGUUCUUAUGAAUGGCGUGAAAGACAACCACUUCUUUUCGCUGAAUAUGAAGAGAUAUCUUGCAGAGCAAUGGCGACUUUUUCUGUGUCAGUAGCUCACUCAGCCUGUGUGUAUUUUAUUGAUUUAACCUCUGCACGCUAGAACGUCCGAAAUGCACAAUUCAUGUACUUUCAUUUUUAAUAUCAAUAAAAAAAAACAUUUUAUCAAACAUACAA
Molecule: messenger RNA, 4305 nt
Organism: Scomber scombrus (Atlantic mackerel)
Lineage: Eukaryota; Metazoa; Chordata; Actinopteri; Scombriformes; Scombridae
Gene: igf2b
Product: insulin-like growth factor 2b
Exons: 4
Coding region: 107-757 (216 amino acids)
Cellular component (GO): extracellular region
Molecular function (GO): hormone activity; growth factor activity
Source: RefSeq, a predicted model, not a curated record